CAUGCGUUAGGGAAUCCUGUUGGGACAACUCAGCACUCAGUCCUGAAAAGUUGGGGGGUUGCUCCGAUAAAUCCCUUGUGAAUUCUGAUUCCUCGAAUAAACAUCCAAUGGCUUUUAUGCAGUGAUUUCAAGGAAACUGUCGGAUCAUCAUCCUUUCUGAACUUUCAGUUUGCGCAUGGAGUUUUACGUUAAUUAGUUGCCUUCUCAGUAAUAGUCUGGAAUAUAUCUGCAUGAUUUAUUAUGCAAAAGACGCCUUUAUUUGCACUUGGCAAUCGAAAAAUUGAGUCUGAAAGGAAAUUUUUCUUCAAAAUUCCAGGGUGAUAUCUAUUUUUUACCACUUUCUGAUAUACACAGCUAAGAGAUUUCUCAGAAAACUGUAGUUAUAUAGUUUGUUUUUUAUUUCACAAAAUAGUCAGUUGUGUUUAAAAAACUGCUAAGCUUAUUAUUUAGCAUUCCUUAGCUUCUAGAUGCACGUGUCAUAACUUGCUCAAAGAAAAGGAUGCGGCAGUUUAGUUGUAUUUAAUACCUUAAUCUAUUUUUGCGAAAUAAAGAAAUAUGUCUCAGGACGUUAAUUCUGAAUACCAGGCUCCUAAUGAACUUCAGCCAGGAACUAUUCCAUCAUCUGAUAAAGUUGGUGGCUCUCAAAUUGAACUAGGAAGUGCAUUAAGAGGGUUUUCCUCUGUAGCGACAAUCCCAACCAAGAGAGAACAUUUUUACCAGCUACUGUGGGCUAAUAAGCAUGUUACUGGGACUCUAUGUGCAGUGUUUUGGUCAUUUGGUAUGUGUGUUGCAUUCUUGGGACCUGUCUUGUUCGAUUUGGGGUGCAAAACUGACACUGUAUUCGCAACCAUGUCUUGGGUCUUCUUUAGUCAAUCUCUAUUUGUUCUUCUGGGUUCCGCUAUAGGAGGAAUUCUUGUCCAAAGGAUAUCUCACUAUGCUUUGUUAGUGCUGAGUAUCACCAUGAUGUGCAUAACAAUGGCUAUCAUUCCCUUCUGUAAAGUGCUCUGGAUUCUGGCCUUUGUUCUAGCAGUUAUGGGAUUUUUUAUGGGCACAAUUGAUACAGUGGCUAACGUUUGCAUGAUUAGAAUAUAUGGAAAAGAUGUAUCUCCAUUUUUACAGGCUCUACAUUUCUUUUACGGUCUUGGAGCUUUUAUUAGUCCUCUGAUUGCUCAACCUUUUCUACUGAAUGAAGAUUGCUCUCCUUUCAUCGACAAUACUUCAGUUCCAGCUCAUAUAUUGGAUGAAGACGAGCCUUUACCAGCUGCCAAUUUGGAAGAAGCUCAGAAAAUGACUCACAUCGACAAUGCAUUCUGGAUCAUGUCGGCUCUUAUGGUAAUAUCAAAACAUCGAAGGGUGCCAAAAGUGCUGUAAUAUAAAAUGAGCUGCAGUUAACUUAAGAAUCCAAAUGUAUCAAUAAUUACUGACUAUAUUCGAAAAAACGUUGAUACCAUUUAGUUCCGAAUGCAGCAAAGUGCAGAUCAAUAAUAAUUCAUUGCAGUGGUAUCACACUGAAAUUGCAUGCAGACCGAAAUGCAGCUGACUGGCCAGAAAUACUUUUUUAAUAUUUAAAUAAAAAUAAAAUAAUAAAUUAAACCGUUAUUUUUUUAAUUUACUAAAGUUUAAUUUAUUUUACUAAUUACUUAUCAAAACAUACAUAACAAUAAUAAUAACAACGCAAGAGAAAUAUUUAAAUUUGUAUUAUUUUCUCUCUGAAAUCUAAAGGUUCGUCUGCAAGAAAUUUCUGUCCGUUAUAAUUUGUAAGUGAGGCGUGUUGAAAGCUUAAAAUUAAAUUUUCUGGCCGUCAUUUUAUAAUUAUAUUCAAAUAAUUCUAAGGUACCGAAUUAAAUACUGAGUAACCUUACUUUGAACUUGAACAAAAAUAAACAAAUUAUGAAAACGUCCCAAAUGUUCAGAGAAAAAUUCUCAGGUGGAUAAAAACUUGAAAAUAAAUAAUGGCAAGCUAUUCUUUUAUUUGUUAAAUUUUACAACGACACAUACAGAAAAAAUACAUAUGUUUUUAUCCAUAUAAUUAUAAAUUUACUCAUUUAUGGCAGCAACUUGACAUCUGAGGACGUUUCGAUUCUGAUAAAGUUUGUACCGUUGAAGAAAAAUAAAUCAAACUAUUUGAUCACUGAUUGUAGAUGUUCAUAGAUCAAUUAAUUUCUUUUCCUAGAUUAAUGCUCAACUGAAAAAUAAACUUUUCGCAUAUAUGCAGUCUCAAACCAAGAGAUUAUUCUUAU
This is a messenger RNA of Stegodyphus dumicola, 2240 nucleotides long. RefSeq names its product solute carrier family 60 member 1-like. The record is from RefSeq and is a predicted model, not a curated record. Gene Ontology annotation, molecular function: D-glucose transmembrane transporter activity. Gene Ontology annotation, biological process: transmembrane transport. NCBI's taxonomy places the organism in Eukaryota, Metazoa, Arthropoda, Arachnida, Araneae, Eresidae.